AUGGCUGAAAUCAGUAAGGUGGCACAGAACCAAAUUGCUUUGACAACAGAAAUAGCUGGAGUGCGAGCGGCACAGGAACAAUUCACCUCAGAUCUACAAAGCAUAAAAGUGAGCAUCAAAGUUCAAGAAGAGAACAUAUUGCCAAACAUGAAACGGUGCUUAAAGAUAUUGAAUCAAAGCUUGUAUCCAGCACAGAUUCAUAUAACGGUGCUAAACGACAUGUUGCUGAGGUGUCACAAGAUAUUUUGA
Messenger RNA from Acanthoscelides obtectus, 249 nucleotides. The record is from the annotation of a GenBank genome assembly. Lineage: Eukaryota; Metazoa; Arthropoda; Insecta; Coleoptera; Chrysomelidae.